Phyllostomus hastatus (greater spear-nosed bat) is the source of this 2998-nucleotide messenger RNA. It is a transcript of the gene RBM43, whose product is annotated as RNA binding motif protein 43. Bases 188 to 1240 code for a protein of 350 amino acids. The record is from RefSeq and is a predicted model, not a curated record. The transcript is spliced from 4 exons. Lineage: Eukaryota; Metazoa; Chordata; Mammalia; Chiroptera; Phyllostomidae. Gene Ontology annotation, molecular function: nucleic acid binding.
UCUCACACCAGCAGAGCGGGAGGAGGGAGGGACAGCGAAUAUCUUGCAUUGUCUCCAAGUGAGUGGGGAAAAAACAAAACAAAAUAAAAAAACCGAAACCAAAACCUGCCUGCUAGUCCCGCCCCUCCGUGCGAGCCCCGCUAGAUUCCGGUGUCGCCAACCUCCGAGGGCGCGUCUCUCCUCCGCCAUGGCGUCGGUUUUGAAUGUCAAGGAAUCCAAAGCAGAGAGAACGGUUGUAGUUGCUGGUCUUCCAGCUGGCCAUUUUGAUGAUCUAUUGCUGACCGCAUUAGUGAAGAUUCACUUCCAAGAUAUUAAUGAGGGCGGAGUUGUUGAAGAUGUGGUAUACCCAACAAGAACCAAGGGAGUUGCAUAUGUAACAUUCAAAGAAAAAAAAGUUGCAGAGAAUGUCAUCAGAAAAGAGAAACACUGUCUAGCAGAGAAGGCUGGACACAUUCAACUCAUAGUCUCUCAUUUGAGUGAAAAGGUCUUUAGCUCGGUCAAUGCUGUACUUGAUCUCUCCAUUUUUCAGAGUCAAGUCUUUCUGGAAUGUCUGGUAAGAGACCUAAAAAAGAAACAUCCAACUCUGUGCUUCAGUUCUUUGGAAGACAAUGGAAGAAUCUCCGUUCAAGGAUCAUUUCUGGCUAUGAAGAAGCUCAAAGAAUCUUUGCUAUUAAAAGCAAAUUCUCUUUUAGAAAAAAGCAGGGGUUUUAUCAGUGAGCAGGAAAAGAGGAAUAAACAGAGCCCCAGAAGGAGCCCACAGAGAAGUGGCAACUCUCUGGAGACACCCAGGUGCUCAGUGCCCGAGGCUCUUAGAAGGGGAGAAAUAGUUGUCCUCGACACAGAUGUUUUUCAUUACCUGAAAAGGGGCAAUUUUUAUAAAAGCACAUUGAAAAAAUAUCAUGUUCUAUGUCAAGAGAGAGUAGAUGGUGAAAUUACCACAAUUUGCAUAAGAAAUGCUCUAGCUGGUUCUCGGCCAAACCAUGAAAAACUUGUGAAAGAGUUCAUUGAGAAAUAUUCACAUGCUCUUCACUUCGAGCUUAGAAAAGAGACAUUUGUUUUGGAAGGAAUGGAGAAUAGAGAGAAAGUAAGUAUUAAGUGGGCGUGUAAACAACUAAGUUCAAAGUACCUUGAUGUUCUGAUUAAGUUUUAUGAGACACACGUUGACAUUAUAGGACCUUCUUCUGUCAUUUAUGCAUUUAAAAAAGAGGCCAUGAAAUUAAUAAGGCACACAGUUAGGUAAUAGAAUCUCAGCAAUAGGGAUGAUAAUGACUGUUGCUUUCCUUAUUGAGCAGGGAUGACAUGCUAGCUUUACGCACUUUAUCUCAUUUAAUCUUUGUGUCCUACUUCGUUGUAGGCAUUGCUAUCCUUAAAUGAUAGGGGAAGGAACCGGGGAUUUGGAGCAGCUAAAACACUCGUCUGAGGUUAUCUAGCUGACAAGGAACGAGGCUGGGGUUAAACCCAGUCUAUGUGACUACAAAGAUAAUAUUUAAGGUAUAAAACUUUGAAAAAAAAAACCCUCACUAAACUUUGAAGAAAUUUCACUUUCUCUGCAACCUCAAAUUCUUAGAAAAAGAAGUAGCCUUAAUUCUAAUAUGUGAGAAGUUUAGAUGAUGAUGAUGAUGCCAUUGACAGUUUUUUUGCAUUUACAAAGUUUGCAUUUAUGCUAAAUAGAAUAAGAAUGCUGCCAAAAGUCACUUGAGAAGCUACUUGGGAAGUAUUUCUAAUAUAGGUUAAAUCAUUACUUCACUAAAUCCCAUUGGUACAAGGUUACUGGACAGAUGGGACAUUUUUAUUUAGCCUAACUAAGUGCUUACAUAAAAUGUUCGUUCUCCUCUUGUAAUUAUGAAGACAGGGUAGUGCCUUUUUUUUUUUGUUGCCCUUUUCAUUUUGUAACUGUGUUGUUAAAGCAACAUUUGAGGAGUAAGAUCAUGGAUGAUGAGGAUAAUGACAUACGUACUGGAAAUAUCUGGGGGAACAUUUUGUAAAGUGUAUGAUUGUCCAACCACUAUGCUGUACACUUAAAACUAACACAAAAUAAUAUUGAAAGUAAACUGUAAUUGAAAAAAUUUUAAAAUGUCACAGUUUUCACAUAUGGAACUAACAGAAAAAUUGCCCUGGCUGGGUAGCUUGGUUGGUAAAAGUGUCAUCCCAUAUGCAAAGGUUGCGGGUUUGAUCCCGGGUUAAGGCACGCACAAUCAACCAAUGAGUGCAUGAAUAAGUGGGACAACAAAUUAAUGUUUCUGUCUCCAUCUCUCCUUCAUUUUUCUCUCUAAAAUCAAUAAAUAAAAAAAAAUUAAGAAAAUAAGUAAAAGGAAACAUUUAUUAAAACAAAAAGAAUAAUGAAUGCUAUUUGCCAGGCAUAAUUUUAAGAGUUUUUCAUAUCUUUAUUCAUUCAGUUCUGACAGCAGUCCUGUGAGGCAGGUGCUAUUUUCCUGCCCUUCUCACAGAGGAGGAAACUGAAGUGCACUGAUGUAAUGUAACUUGCCUGUACUCUCAAUUACUGCACUGUGCAUCUCCCUUUAAUAGAGCUGGUCUUCUACAAUUCUAUUAAAACAAUUGAGAAGUGUUACCUUAAAGAUGACAGGAUAUGAAAAUUCUUUAGUGAAGAAGGGAAGCCAGGGCUUGUAAGUCAUUACGUUGUCUAGGACUACCCUGAAUUUAACUUUGGGUGAAGCCAAUUUUAAGUAGCUGGGGGCACUGCAGAGGCCCUCCUAGAAUAAUGAGAUGUAUAUGUCUUGAGUAGUUACAAGUAGACAAAGAAUUCCAAUCAUGAUUGGAAUUGUUUAUUGUUUAUGAUGAUUGGAAUUGUUUAUAUCAGUAGAAAAGAUUAAGGAGAACCUCUGUAUGCUUUCAUUUUUUUCUUAGCUGUCUAAAUCCAAAACAUGCAACUAAUUUCUAUUUCUUUAAAUAUGACAUUUCAUUUCUGUAUGGAUAAACACUUAUCGUGGGAAACAGCUGUUUAUAUCAAGCAACCUAAUAAAGUAUCUUCAAGUUAAAA